This is a messenger RNA of Stegostoma tigrinum, 14083 nucleotides long. RefSeq names its product INO80 complex subunit Db (gene ino80db). The transcript is spliced from 11 exons. The coding region runs from base 167 to 3313 and encodes 1048 amino acids. Lineage: Eukaryota; Metazoa; Chordata; Chondrichthyes; Orectolobiformes; Stegostomatidae. The record is from RefSeq and is a predicted model, not a curated record. Gene Ontology annotation, cellular component: nucleus.
GCCAACGGUAAACGGCCGCUACAGCGCCUCCACUGCCCGGGCCUCGAACAUCCACGGACUCACUUUGCGAGCGGCGCCCGGGACCAGGCGCCCCGAGCCGGGCGGCGGUUUGCAAAUUUAGACCGGGGAUCCGAGAGCUGAUGUUCACAAGGAGAAGAAUCACGUGAUGUAUGAAGGCAAACACAUACACUUCUCAGAGGUCGAUAACAAGCCAUUGUGCUCCUACAGCCCCAAGCUCUGCAAACAGCGCCGACUCAACGGCUACGCAUUCUGCAUUCGCCACGUUCUGGAGGACAAAACUGCCCCUUUCAAGCAAUGUGAAUUUGUAGCCAAGUACAACAGCCAGCGGUGCACGAAUCCUAUCCCAAAAUCUGAAGACCGAAGAUACUGCAACAGCCACCUGCAAGUCCUUGGUUUGGUGCCCAAAAAGGAGAGGAAGAAAAAGAAUGAGCAGCUAGAGGAGGUGCGUCCCAGACUGCACCCUGAUGCUACCAUGGCAGUGAGCCUGGCAGUGCCCUCACUGGCCUUGAAGGCAGCAAAUGGUUUGGAUGGGCCCACACGAUCCCCGCAGCGACCCCGACUGACGCUCCAGUACCUGGGGCAUGAGCUCGACGAUCCAUUCGCUUUCCCUGAUGAUGAUGAUUACAUGCUGCGGAAAGGGACUGUCAAACGGAAGCUUCAGACCAAACUGGCUCAGAAUCGGCAGCAACAACGACUGCUGCGAGAGCCUGAGACAUUCAGACUGCAAUCAGAGCACUUUAUCCCACAUACUGCACCAUCACGGCUGCUGUACCCUGGCACUCCCGCUCUCUCGAGUCCCCCCCGACCCGCUGGACUUUCGCAGGGCCUGCUAUGCAAACCCCCUCCGCCUCCGCCCCCAACUCCCAGCUUGCCGCAAGCAGCAUCCCAUGGCAUCGUUACGACAACGCCAGCCUCGCACUCGCCAAAUGGAAAGGCCCACCGGUCUGCCUCACCACAGCAGACGCCAUCCCCAGCACAGCCAGCUGUGACCCUACCCCCACCUAUCACCGUGGCAACAGACUCUCCCCGUCCUGAUGUCAUUGUCCUCAAGGCAUCAAGAUCCACGCCAGUCUGCAGACAGCGGUCAGCCUGUAGGAACAGGUUACAGAGACUAGCAAAGCUCUGUGCUGAAAAACAGCUGUUGCACCGGGAUCUCUUCCCACAUCUAGGGCUAGACUGGUCUGAGGACAGCGAGGAGGAGGAAGAGGAAGAUGAACGGGUGCCUCCUUGCCAGUAUGCGUGGACGUUGCGGGACAAGUGGUCAGCUAUUCGUCCCGACCCGGAAGAUGAGGUGCCGAGCUCAAGGAGUUUGAGAAUGACGCGGCUGUGCACCUAUCUGCAGCACAGAUAUGUGCAACUCUGUCGAGUGGAGCGAGCAGCGGCCCGCCAGCAGCGGUGUCGGCAUGCCUUCCGGAGAGCGCUACUGCAAGCGGCCAGCAAGGAACCAGACUCAGCUGGGCAGCUGCUUUGGGAACUCCGAGCAGCAACCCCCACGCAGACCAGCACGAAGCAGCCGGAUCACAGAAUAGUGGAACCAGCACUGUGUACAGGAACCAUCAAGGGCCAACAUUGCCCUAACAUGUCUCUUCCAUACACCAGGCACUGUUUCCAGCAUAUCCUGUUGAGUCGCUCCCAGCAGCUGUUCUCAAGCUGCACAGCCAAGUUUGCAGAUGGGCAACAGUGCUCGGUACCAGUGUUUGACAUCACGCACCAGACGCCACUUUGUGAAGAACAUGCAAAGAAAAUGGAUAAUUUCUUGCGAGGGGAUAACAAUCGGAAAGUCCAGCAACAGCGGAAACCCAGGAAGAAAACCAAGCCUCCAGCACUUACCAAAAAACACAAGAAGAAGAGACGGAGAGGCCCACGGCGGCCUCAGAAACCCAUUCCUCCGGCAGUGCCCCAGGGCAACCUUUCAAUGCCUGCCAGUCUGGGAGUGUCAGUCUCAGCAUCCCAUGUACGGAACUCCUCAACUCCGGAACUCAGUGCUGACGAAAUUCCUGACGACAUCACCAAUGAAAUCACCGACAUGCCAAAUGACCUGGAACUGAAUCAGGAAGAGUUGGCGGAGGUUCUUCAACGAUUACCUGAUGACCUGCAGGACUUUGACCUCUUCGAAGGUAAGAAUGGUGAACUCCUGCCAACUACAGAGGAAGCGGAGGAGCUGGAGCGUGCGCUGGAGGCGGUGACCUCGUACGCUGCCUCGUUGGAAUGCCUGAGCUCCAUUGGUGAGCUGGCACACACAGACGGAGACGGUGACCAGGAGCUUACAGGCAGAGGAAUGGGGGUGUUUGCUGCUGCUGCCGCUGCAGCUGGGAUGCCGGCCCUCAGCAGAGCAGUCAACAACGAACUGGGAGACCUCCUGAAUGGCCGCAUCUCCACCGAGAAUUUCUCCAGCCUGGAGCUGGACGAGAACCUCCUCCAUCACCCAUCUGCACUGUCCAGCCCGGCCGGCUCCCUGGGGAGUCAGGCCCAGGGCACCUACCCUUCCCCUUCGGAUGUGGGCCUUUCCUCUGCCACCUUGGUCAACCAGAGUGGUGGGCUGGCUGAGCGAGGCCACCAGUCACACUUUCCGAGCCUGCGGGGUGAUGCUGGCCAUAGCUCGCCCAGGGGUCACCUGCUGGGCAAAGCCGACGAACUGAUCUCCCCCCGGCCGCACUACGGCAGUGAGCACUCGCGCUCGUCUCCGUACAGCAGCGAACACGUGCCGUCGCCCUACAGCGACAGCGCCACCCCUCCACCCCGGCCCCUGCCCUACCCCGGGGAUAGCCUCACCACCCCUUACCCCCCCGACGUGACGCUGCUUCCUGCCCACAUCCUGCCAGCCCAGCUGGUCAGCCCCCGGCCCCAGUGGGGCACCAUCAGCCUGAGUGACCCUGCCACCUUCAGCGGCCUGAUAUCUUCCGGGCCUGAGGGCCUCUUGCUCUCCACCUCCCUCUCCACCCCCCUGUCCACACCUCACUCGCCCUCCACACGCACAGCCUUCUCCAGUGCCACGCCAGGUGGCGGCGCUGUCCUCCUGCCAGGUCUGACGCAGGCUGGCUUUGGCGACGGCGUCAUCACCACCGUGGGACCCUCUUCGCCCCCUGACUUGCCGGCCUCCAGCCCCGUCAAGCAGCAGCUCCCACAGUUCAGCGCCGCCUUCGGCCCACAGCUCACCUCCCACAGCGGCAUCCCCAAGGACGUUCAGCCGACCCACAGCUCGAUAGCGCCCCCGACGGGUUUCUCGGUAACUGCAGCCGCUGCCGCUGCGAUCACGAACAAUGUCACGGUUCCAUUUAGCGCUCCGCAGUGAGUUCUCCUCGGGAUUGCUCGACGAGGCACCUGUUCUUUGGCUUGUGAGCAACGGCCGCACUGUUCCCCUGGUUUUUCUACAGUGUCUUGAGAAUUUUGGGGGUUUAUGUCCAGCUUCUUUCCUUUUCUCUCUCUACCUGCCUAAUGGGUGAAAUCCGUUCAGGAAGCUGAUGAUGAAAUGAAAGUUGACACGUGACUGGGCAGAGAUGUCAGCAUUUCCUCGCCCAUGUAAUUUUUGCUCCUUGCCACUAUUGAGCCUGCUCGUUCACCCCCUGCCUUCAGAUGUUAGAGCUGUGAUCGGUCUUUUAAAACAGUCAUCAUGAAAUUUCUUUCAACCGACCAGAUCCAAGUUAGUCAGCACACCCAACAGCUUGGGUUUAGCAGCCUUUCUCCAGUCACAAGUCCUCACUCCUUGCUUUCCCCCCGGCCCACGUACGUACGCCUGCUUUGCCCCUUCUAAUGUUUGCAGAUACCUCUCCAUCGCUGGCAUCUCUGUCGCAGUCAACUUUUCCAACUGAAUUGAAGGCAAAACCAUGGUGGGUGGGGGGGUUUGAAGUAUUGCGAGUGGACUCUGCCAACCUUUUACAGACACUGUCGUGGCUCAUCCAGGUACUUUGCCAAGCCGCCGAGAGGAGUUCAGGUGACUUCCUUUCCAUAAUGCCAGGGCCUUGUGUGCUUUUUUUGAAAAGGGGAAUUGGUGACACUCUUCCCCCUUCCUUUUCAGGGCUAAAAGAGUGUAAUACAUUCAGUUUGAGUAUAUUUUUUAUGUAAAUACAUUAGUACAUUUUAUGACAACAUUACUUAUCUAUAAAACCAUUAAUGGCGCACUGUUAAAUAUCAGACUCAAAGGUAGAUGUUUGGCUCGUUGAGGCUUUUCAUAUUAAAAGAUCACAUAAAUACACACACACGUGCGCACACAAGCAAAUAGAUUUUGGAUUAGAUCCCAUGAUCUCUGCACGUACAUCCCCCAAAGUUGCUGUGAGAUUCUUGAGCGAGGUGGCAGAACUAAUGAUGAAAUUUGCUCAAAUACAAUCCUGAAAUUUUGUCUAAAGCCUUCUUUGUGUGAACUACAAACAUCGAAAUCACUUCAGCCUGAGAGGCCACUUCAGGGCACUUUUUGAAAAUGUAACAAUUACACAGGCUUCUAGGUUCAGAGCGAUACUUGGGUGUUAUCCUCUCCUCAAUCCAGGCAUCACAACUUUAUUUUUCUUACCCUUUCUCUGCCUUCUUUUCCCAGAAUCGUCCUCCUUCAAUCCUGGGCUGCUAUUCUAGCCCACAGCACCAGCAGAGUUGCACAGGAUGUGUUUAUUGAGUGAGCAGCACCUGAUUACUGACACCAUCAAAUUCAGUAUUCUUCAAGUUUGAACCUGUUUCCAUGAGAGACACUACCAAGUUUGGCAAAAUCACAAGCUUUGGCACCUGUCUUAAAUGUAAACACUCACUUGGUUUACAAGUUGAUUGCCUAAAUCUCAAGUUUCAUUUUCAUUAGUUGGGCCUGGAGGGAAAAGGAGAGCCUCCCCUUAUUUCGCUUGUUGGUGUUGAGAGAUGCUCUGACCAUUUCUAGGGCUGGUAGGAAAGGGAGGCCUGAUUUUUCUUCUGACUCUGUGGCAGCUACACGUGGAACCUUUUGAUGCAGGAAUCUUGUGAUCCUAAUCUGCAUCAAACCGCCUUAAGCAUGCGGGAUCCCAAUUUUCAACACCACCACCACCACCACCCCUGCCCAAAAAAAAAUUGGUCUGGCACUUUUGACAGCUGACACUUUGGUGGUUAGAUCAUAGCCUGGGAUGUUCAUCCCUGGCUCCCAGAGUUUAACUGUUUAUUUGUUGUAUUACCGCAAGACCUGCAACACCAACUGGCACAUUGCCUUUAUAUUGCACCACAGUGGUGUUUACUGCAAUGCACCCUGUCUCUUAACAUGCCAAAUAUGUUCAAUUUUUAGAGAGUAAACUUUAUUUAUGACAGAAGUGAUCUGAGUGUGUAUAAAAUGUAUUCUACAGGCUGUGCUUUUUUGCCUCCUGUACAGUUUUUAGAUGAUAUGCUUCAAUGCAGUUGCCCCAAUUUUAACAUUGUAAACUAAUUUCAUAUCCUGCCUCAAACACACAUGCGCACACAUAAUGUAUAUAAUGCACAAAAUUUAUCUAUUUACACCUGAGAAUCUCUGCAAACUGCAUUCCCAUCAUUUGUGGUGACAGUACUGCUGAGAAUUUGAGGUCCCAUAAAUAGAUGCUUGGCCCAAUUGCAAAGCACCUACAUCCUUGGAACUUUCCUGCUCUCCUGUGCUUUCUCUCAAUAGCGCAAGACAAAAAUUGUCAGAUGGGACAGAAGUUUCUAUGAAACUUUGUGGAUUCCUUGGGAUUGCAGUGUGCGAUGAGGAACAGCCACAGUCCCUCAUGGAGAACCACCCUCCCAUGUAUCUCAAAAAAAAAUUGCGUAGGACUCCCAAGUGAGCUUGCUUCGUCACAAGUUUGGGUACAGAUUCCUGUUUUGUAGACAUGUCUUGUGGAAGGCCUAUUGCAGUGUCUUGUACAUACAGCAUCCUUUUUAAAAAAAAACAACACAUCAUGCAUUUGCGUCCUUCCAUUUUUAUUUGAACACCCAAAACUUGGUAAACCUAAUGUUCCCUCAUCAUGAAAUAUACAAUCUACCUAUUAUAUUGAUAGUUUGUAUAAUUGAUCACCCUAAUGAAGUGCUUCAAUAUUGUGUGUUGGUUUAAAUAGUGAUAUCUAUUUGAAUAAUGCACUAUAUUAGAUUUUGCAUCAAAGUGAGGAGAGAAGUAGAUUUCUAGCAUUUGGCGUAUGGGUAAGCAGCUCUGACCGGGUAGCUCAAUCGCUCUAUAUAACUUUCUGCUGGCUGUGUAGGGCUGAGGUCUCUUUGACUUUUACGGGAAAAGAGGUGUGAAGGAGGAUCACGUUUUAAAUAUAGGAGGGACGUUGCUGCAUUUCACUUCUUACUGUUCUGGUUGAUGGGGUUGAAGGUGUGUUCACUUUGUUCAAUACUGGAUCCCCUACCUGAUGUCAGACUGUGCUGUGUUAGUUUCUGUGCAUUUGUUGACAAGAAGCUACCUUUUGUGUAAUAUUCAACAAAAACUUGGUAGAUUUUACAAGAAUUCUUCUCAGUUACACCGAUUUGAAAAAUAAAACUUGAGCUUCCAUUCACCAACCCCUGGAAAUUAAUAUUCCUCUCUCCGUACCAUCUUUGAGCGCAUGUAUUGUUCUACCUAAACCUGUGACAUGCAUAUGUUUUCGUCCCUGAAUACUUGGCCGGAUUCCUUUCAUCUGAGCUUUGGUUUCUUGAUCUCUGACUAAGUCAUGUGUAACAUCUUCCAUUCUGGACACUUUUGGCUGUACGUCCUGAACCAGUCAUCUCUGCGUUAAUUUGCUGUAGCCCACUGACCUCACUGCUCUUGCUUCACCAAAAGAUGCAUCAUAAUUUUGUUUUCGAUGCUUCCUUUUUGAAAUUUGACUCUGUUCGAAGAAGUUUCCUGCUUUUUAAAUGUCCUGGCAUGUUAGUAUCGGUAAUUCCAGUGCUGGUUGUAUUUGAAAAUGUUGAAAUACAUUUAAUUGUGUUGACUUUGCUUUAGUAGCUAGCAUGUAUGGAGAAGUGUGUUUGAAUGGAGAAGUAUUGGUUUGAAUGGAUUGUCUCGGGGCAAUGGUAAAAAAGAACAGUUCUUUUGAGAAAUGUCAGUUCAGCACCUUAAGUUAGGACUACCCUUCUACAUUAGCAGUUGUGGAUGAACUACUGUGGGGCUACAGAAUUAGUGUGGUCUUAAAUUCUGGUUUUAAAUGACCCUCCUUGAUGACCUGUGGUGCAGAGGGAAGUGAUGCUGGCGCUGUGUGUAUUUUCAGUUUUCUGUGGAAGUUCUUUGAUCUGAGACCUCUGCGGAGCCCUUGGGAAGUGAACGUCGCGGGUCCAGCUUUGUCUCAGAAUUGCCACUUCAAGUCACUUGGUCAAAUGCACAACUUGUCUUGUUCCAGUUCUCCCUGAUCCGUAAGUUGCACUUGAGUUAACUUCAUGCUGAUUUUUGGAAGUAUUCAGACUGUAUUUUGGAUGCUGCUCAUUCAGUAGAUCGAUAGCAGGUAGGUACUUAAGCACCUCUUUCUUCGGGGAAAAUCGUCAUAUCAUUGAUUUGUUGUUUCAUUUGAUUGGAGUUUCAUGUCUCUUGGACAGAGGUAAAGAAUGUUUAAAGCCAUUUCUUACUGCAGCGAGGCUUUGUUUUUUUUUCAGCAUGCAAUAUUUUCAGAUUUAAAAAUACUAAUGAAAUGGAACACUUGCAGUGAAAGGGAAUCCCAAUUAGCUGCUUUUACAUAAGAUAACAUGAGCCUGUCAGCUAUUGUAUCUAGCAGGGAUUGAUGUGGAUAGUUUCUGGAAAUGUCCUAAUCUAUAAACUAAAAAUCCUCUGGCUCCUUCGUUCCAAUAAAUCAACUAGAUUCAAAGUCUGGAAAUGAAAUACAGUGGCUCAUCAGUAAACGGGGCAUUAGAAACUAUUCUUGCUUCUGGCUCGUUAAGGUUUUGGUGUAAUAAUUGCAUGCAGUUCCUGUGUUAUGUGGUUCUCUUUAUUACUUUUAUUUAGCUAGUUUGCUGGCCAGGAAGGAACCAGUUACUGGUGUUGUCUGGCUUAACUGGAAUGCAUACCAGGAUACUGAAGGUGAUGAACUGUUCAGCAACCAUUAGUAUCAAUGAGCUGGUGCCAGUAUUUACACUUAGGAUGUAUUUUACUCGUGUGUAUCUUCACACACUUAGGCAGCACAAGUAGUUGUUCAGUACUGACCAAUGUAGUCCUGGUCACCAUGAAAAAUAAGGGGAUAGCCUUGAGCUACUCUGUUGUUGAGAUCUUUGAAUGGAGCUGCAGCUGUCUUGGGGUGAAUUCGGACUAUAUGAGCAAGAAGUUUACUUGCACCGUGCAAUACAUCCAGGCUGGUGUGGCAGUCACUGUUCUCAAUAUGAGGUAGUUGUGAUCUUCAGAAGUGUGGCUGAGAGAAGCCCACAAGUCUCCAUACGUUAUCUUCUAUCAACAGGAGUACAAUGGCAAUGCACCACUUUGCUUGCAACCAUGAUCUGACUACCGUCAGAUUUUAUACCAAAGUAGUGGAAUGGACAGUGUCUCGUCCUCAUUUUUAAAAAGAAAUAUGAUUAUAUUGAGAUGUAUUUAAUAAUGAAAUUAUUCUAAUUUUAAAACCUUUGUCACCAGCUUUUAGCACCGCUAGAGUAUCCCAAACAUUGUCCAUUCUUGUUGUCUGUAUAUUUUUGGUAUAUUCUUUUGGACUUUCCUCAAUAGAUUAGGAUUUUUUUUGGUUUCCCCUCUCACCUCCCUGAGUCAGGUAUACAACCAAUAGAAGUUUGAUAGACCCGGUGUGUCCAUGGCUGAGUUUGGUCGCGAAAUGUAUCCAAACUCACGAAACUCUUCACACAGUAUCAUAUCGACAUAUGUCUACUCAUGUUUCAUGAGACACUAUCUCUGUAUAUUAAUUGAAUUGGCACAUAGCAUUUGCAAGGAAUUAAGUAGAAUAAGCUGUUAGUAAUACAAGAUUGUAAAGGUAAGUAUGGAUAAGUCUACCUCCGUUAAAAGCCCACAGCACCUUAAUUCCAUAUCUGACACCACAGACUUUGCCUACACCCCCUGACUGCAGGGAUUGCUCUUUGGGUGAGCAAAAAUGAUAUUGAAUUUGCCCCUCACCAAUCCGUGCCCUUGACCUGGAGAUUGUGGCUUAGCUUAAAGCCAUGCUUUGCAUUUACCUUCUGCUAUUUCACUUGGUUGCAGCUUUGAGUGUUUUGAUAUUUUACAGUGUUGAUCAUCAUUAUUUAAAUUGCUCCUUGGCUAUUGUUCUAAGCUUUUGAGUGCUACCCAAAAAUCAGGAGUGACUUAAUACUCCCAAAUACUUUGCAUUAUAGUCAACGUAUUGAAUUAUCUAGGGGGAGUAGCCCCCACCAGGGAAGUUUGUGUACAGCUUGAAUGAUUGAAGUUGAGAGAGGAUUAUUGUGACUUAUGUGCUGAUGGCAUAAACUGCAAUAUCCCCUCCAUUGUUUUGAUUGUUCUGUUGAGAUUCCAGGUGAACCUACAAUUGUCUGCAACUUAGGACGUUGAGCCUCUCUUUAUAGUGAUGAAACUUAACAAUCUAAGGGAUAACAUUCAACUAAUGCAAAACAUUAGACAGUUUACAAUGGACAGUCUUGUGCAAGACCACGUAAGGUGGGACAUAUAAUACUGUAAACUUCCAUUUGCCUGUAAAACAUGCCUAUUCUUGUCUGUGCAGAGCCACACACUAACUCUGCAUUGAAAUGUCAGAUAAGGUUGAGGAAAGAUUUGAGGUUUUAUGCAGCAGGUAAUCUUUUCAUCAUGAGUACAAGACCUAGAAUAAAGGAAGUCAUUUGUUGUUGAAAGUUUAGCAACGAUCAUACAAUUUGAUUGUAUUAGAGAUUGAUCUGGAUUGUUUAAAAGCCAUGUCAAGGUGUUGGGUUGGAUCGGAUUGGAUUUACCCACUUCAUUUCAAAGCAAAGUGGUGGAGCUGCAUUCCUUGGCACAUGAUCACUCCAGGGCAUGUCAGAGAACUGAAGAGAAAAACAGACCAAACUCAAACCAAGUGGUCGUUCAACCAAAAAAAUAGAAGCUUUUGUCACCCAUCUUUAGUAAGAAACUGCACUUGGUACUGCUAGACUCAACUGUGGAGUGAUUUCCUCUUGUAACUGUAUUGGUCUUUUGGUCAUGUAUUGAAUCGGUAUGCAGGAUGCAUCUCAUCAGAAAACUUGGUCAACUCAUUUUAAACAAUGUGCAACGCAUUCUGUGAACGAGUGACAUGAGACCCUGCACUCGAUAAAAGGGGUCAGAACGUUAAGCAGUCACCAAUUGCCUUCAAAAUCUGGCAGUUUAAUGCUGUUAUGAGCUUCUACACUUAACUUCCCUUUUAAGACGGAGUUCAUGUUGAUGGGCAACUUUCAGACAUUUAACUGAAAUAACAGUGCAAUGAAGAGAGUCCACACCGAAGGCUGGUUUAGAAAAUGAGCAUGUUGGACUCCUGUAGUUUACUGUGCUGUACAAGGACUCUCAAAGCCACUAUUGCCACACCAGUUGUGGUUGUUAUUACUUGGACAGUAUUCUAACCAUGCUGUAAUUGAACUCCAUGUGCUUGCUAGAUCAGGGUGACAAUAAGCCUUUCCCAACAAAUAAACCUGACUUGGAGUCUUUCUGAGAGGGCAGAAUAAAAGGCAGCUUUGCUCUGGGCAGUAGAAGGAAAGAAAUGCAUGUAUAGUUGUAUCAGAGGUAUAGUAGUAAUCAUUUGAUGGAUUGUGCUGCCAUAGAUGAGUGUAAAUUGGUAGCUGUCUUUUAACACACCUCUAGUAUGCGGCUUAUGAUGGAAGGGGAUGUAAUAAACUGAUGUUCCCUGCUCAACGAUGUGAUUCAUUUCCAGUUGCCCACAUCUUUUUAUAUCGUCUUUAGUUCUUGCAAAUAGCAGUUUGUUUGUGAUGGCUGCAAUUAGUAUUUUAUCCAAAACAAAUCGCAUCCUUUCUUUCCAUGGACAUCACAGUGAGAGUCAAAGCCAGUCAGUUGGAGAUGAGAUGGCACUUGCAGCAAACAGCUUAUUUAAACAAUCUGUACCAACUUUAGGAAGAAAACCCAUUGCCGAAAGUCUAGCAAAGUCUGCUGAUAAUAGGAUUAUUUCUUCAAAAUGCAGUGAGUGAAGGAUUGCUGUAUUUUGCUCUUGCACACAGUAUCAAUUCUAAUCAGUUAAAGCAAUGAUGUCUCCAGAUAUGAUGGCUGAGGAAGUUAGCCCAAUCACCUCCAUUUUGGUUGGCAUGAUAGCUCAGUACUCACAUUCUCCUCUGUGCCUGCGUGGGUUUCCUCUCUCAGUCCAAGGAUGUACAGGCUGGGUGGAUUAGCCAUGGGAGGUUACAGGGAUAGGGUGGAGGGUGGGUUGCUGUUUGGAAGGUUGGUGUGGACUCAGUGGGCCAAAUGGCCCACUUCCACUCUGCAGGGCUUCUAUGACUGUGUAUUUUUGUCUUAUACAUUUGAAGUUGUUCUAUGUGAUAGGUAAGGCAACUGGCAUCAGUCAAUCUUGCUGCACAUAGACUACUGGUUCACCCUCUGUUAUUGGAAAUACCUUUUUAAUUGAAGGAAGCAGUUUGUUUUUCUAAUUACAUAUUUAUUGCUUUCAGCUGAAAUUCUGUAUAAAUUUUUACAAAGAUUGAGACAGGAUGGCAAUUUCACAAUUUUAAUUGUCAUUUAUAUAAAACAAUUGUUAAAUCUUUAUUUUUAAAAGAGGUGUGCAUUGAAUAAAAGGCAGCAGUCUGAAGGACAUGCUUUCUUGUGCUUCAGCAGAAGUAUAUCAUCCCCCAGAUGUCCUCUUUACCCAUCUAAUUCCCAGGUUCAGACUCCUCCUAAUUGGGGAAGAGGGCAGAUUAGUCAUGUGAAAUAUUUUUGAUGCCAUCUUCAUGUAGCUCUUUGGAGCUACCAAGCAUUCAAAGAUAAUAAGAGGAGAAAGCAGAAACAGUAUGAGAAAACAGUCACCUUUCAAACAACAGGAUAUAUGGAGGACUUUGACUUUUUCUGCCAUUUAAUAAAUUAUUGGCACAUAAGAUGCCAGCUUUUAUUCAUUUGUUUCAAAAUCCUAAUCCAAAAUGUGAAAAUUACAGAUAAGGUAGAGGUACUUCAUGUGGAAGAACAGAGAAGUCUUGUAUGCCUCUUUCCCUACCGUAUGCUUACAUGUUAUCUGUGCAUUUGUGUUAUUGUUCUGGUUGAUUGCUUAGUCAGAGAUCUGGACAUGUUGGAGGUAUACAACUCACUAACACUUUCUUAACAGUGCUCUUAUGAUUUUGAACUUGGUGACAAAAGCACAAGUUUUCUUUAUAAAACCUGUUCAGUUUUGUUUAUAUAUACAAGACUUGACGAGAAGCCAACUUGAGGGAAAAGGCGGUGUGCACAUAUGAGCUUCAUUGUGGGAGGUAAGGCUUGGAUUUUAUGGCCUUCGGCUGUCACCUCCAUUAACUCCAACGUCUGGUAGAAUUAGAGCCAAUUAAAGUAUUCCCUUCACCUGAGGUCUUGUUCAGAGUUGAGACUUUCUCUGUCCAGAGGAAUUUUGACAAGUAGGGUGUGCUUGCCAGUCUUGGUAGCAUGUCUUGGCAUUACAGUGUGAUGUGUAUGUGUAUAAAAGAUUCUCUUCAGUUUGUAAGAAGUGAGCCCUGCCCUCAAACGAAUUGCUCACUUGGGCCCUGUCAUGAACUAAAGGAAUGUCACUUGACCCCCUGAUUUGGCGGUCCUGCUUUAGUAUGUAAAGCAAUACACAAGGGGAGGACUGAAGACACAGCUUGUGAAAUGAAGUUUAAUAUGACUCAUGCUGGUCAUGUGGUUUUUAAGAUAAGCCAGACAGGCGACAAAGGCAUCAGUAAGGCCUUUAUUACAUUAUUUAAGACACCAGCUAAAAUGCUUCCAAUUUUUAAUGCAACUUGACAGUGAGGCCCCUGCCUACCCCCAAAUAAGAGUGCAUUGUUUUUAAGAAAGUGUAUCGAGGCAGGCUGCAUGAUCCUCUUGGUGCCUUGACAAGAGCUGUCUCUUAUCCAUAGCCCAUACCCUUUCUAACAUGAAUCUCCACAAAAAAAAAUCAACUUUCCUUACAAAGAAAUCAAUUUUCUAGUGAAAGAAAAUGUACAAAAUUGUCAUUUGAAGCUAUCCUUGUCCGUUUUGAAAAUUCACAGCAGCUCUUUCAUUCCAAAAUGCCUCGGAGUUCUCCAGUAUCGGAAACCUAUUGGUGAAGCCACAAUGUAUAACUCACUGAGCCACAUGCACACACCCUAAGCUUGCUGUCGCCACAUCUUGGCACCUUUUUUUCAGGCCCUCUUCUGUCAUAGAUCCAGAAAGCACCAAUAUGAUUCAAUUCUCUUCGGAUAUAGAGGUUGAAGCACGUGAAGUUUAUUUUAUGUUUAAGAAAAUUCCUAGUAGGGUUGGUUGGGGAGAGGAAGGUAGGGAGUUGUAAUAAAAGUGCUGCUGGGCUGUGUCUCUUAUCACAAUCUGUCUCUCUCACUUGUUUUUCUGGAGGAGCUAUUUUGUAAAUGACUUUUGAUAACAGGGAUCAGUGGUUUCGGGUUACAUUUCAUGCGUGAUGUUCCUUUUAUGCAUAUUGUAGAACUAUGAGCUUUCAAAGCACUCAUGAAGCCCCUAGGCACAGUUUUGGGUGGGGACAUCUUAAACAAUUGCUAAAAUUUCACAAAGUCAGUCAUUAAAUGCAAUCAAAAAUAAAAAUGCCUGAAGUCCAGGAGAUGUUUAUCUGGGCAAUUCCUACAGGGCUGACCCCCACUCUCCUCUCCAGUCCAAGCCCCCUCUUCAAUGCUUACCCACAUCCUGACUCUAACUGGCUUUUGUCUGGAAUCGCCCAGAUUUAAAUUUCUCCUCUUUCACCACCAUCCAACACAACAUUAUCAUUUUCAACCCAGCCGUGCAGUUGGUUUGUGAGUAUCAGGGACUUUAUGGCAAAAAAAAGUGAAAGGAGCCCAUGGAACAACACAAUAGUCCUAUAAACUGCUUCAACAUUGAGAAACAGGAAAGGUGGCUCAAAUUUCUUAUAUUCAAUGAAUGUACUGUAUUUCUGUUUUUUAAAAUAAGGCGAGCUAAUAAUUAAAUUAGUCACCUUUUGUUAUUGUCCUUGUUUAAUUUGUUUAAGGUAUUUUUUGUAUACAAAAGUUUACAUUUUUAUGUAUAUUUUUCUGUGUACAGACUAUGUAAUAUGUGUAUAAACACUGUAUGUAAUAUCUGUAUAUAGUGUGAUAAAUGAUCUUUGUUUGGAUG